Molecule: messenger RNA, 2313 nt
Organism: Bombyx mandarina (wild silkworm)
Lineage: Eukaryota; Metazoa; Arthropoda; Insecta; Lepidoptera; Bombycidae
Gene: Fmbp-1
Product: fibroin-modulator-binding protein-1
Source: RefSeq, a predicted model, not a curated record
UUUAUGGUGAAGGCGUAAUUUUGUUUACCCUGCCAAAGUUAUCAUUUAACAAGUAAUGAUUUUGUAAUUAAGGCUUAAAAGAUUCUAAAUUGUUACAAAGAUUAUAAAUUAUGGUUCUGUGGAUAAAGCAAUCAUUGAAUAAUCAGUAUGGGUGAUUUAAGUCAAGCAGAUAGUUCUUGGAAGAAAAUGGUUAUAGCUAAAACAAACAAUGAGUGGAAAUCAUCUGUCGGUGAAGAUGCGAAUGCAGCUAGUAACACUACACACUUUAGAUUAAGUGAUGAAUGCAUACAAUACGAUAACAUUAAAAAAGAAAUUGAGGAAAUUGAUGAACAAGAGACACUCAAUACCGUUGAGCCGGUCGAUAUGAUACAAGAAAUGGAUCCACUAUCAUUGUUGGAACCUAAAGCGCGUAGACGAAGGAAAGGCUCAGGACCAAAGAGUGAAACAUCAGAAGAGAGAGCCGCACGGCUAGCCAAGAUGUCUGCAUAUGCAGCACAGAGGCUGGCAAAUGAGUCACCGGAACAGCGCGCCACUAGACUGAAGCGUAUGUCCGAAUAUGCAGCUAAAAGACUUUCAUCAGAGACGAGGGAACAGAGAGCGAUUAGGUUGGCAAGAAUGUCUGCAUAUGCAGCCCGUCGACUUGCUAAUGAGACCCCAGCACAAAGGCAAGCUAGACUAUUGAGGAUGUCGGCAUAUGCUGCGAAAAGGCAGGCUAGCAAGAAGUCUCUUAGUACAGUGAACGAUAGCUUGAAUUACAGUAUUAUGCCGAAUCAAAGUAGAGCAACUAAUCAUCCAUUCACUUAAAUUUUAUUUUUAAUUCACAGAAAAUUUCAUCACAAAGUUUUUUUUAGUUUUAAAAGUGAUAAUGUAAAUAAUAAUAUUAUUUUUAAUAAUUUAAUAACUGAUUGAAUAUACUUGGUGUAAGGGAACCAUUCUCAGAAAUAGUGACAGGAAUAGUAUUGGUGAUUGCUGAACAAUAAGUUUAAAAAAUAUUAUGUUUAGCUCAUGAAUGAAAAUUGUUUUUUUCUUUUAUGUUCAGGCAGUAUUGACUUCUCAGCUUUCAGAAGGUUUUCACCUUAAGCUCAGUGCAAUGUGUGUCUGUGAAUGAGACAUUACCCAAUUGCACAGCAAAUUUACAAAGUGUGUUUAGUGUAAACAUUGUUAUUUUACUUUAAAAAUGAAAUACACAAGCUUCUGUAAAAAAAUAUUUUAUUUAAAAAAUACAAUGACUUAAUCCUAAAGCAAACAAUACAGGCUUAUUUUACUAUUUGUAUAAUAUAUGUAUGUCAAAAAAGCACUGCACCCCUAUUAAAGAUUACAAAGAUGCCUAAAGCAUUAACGAUUGAGAUUUACAAUCAGUCUACUAAGUAUAUAACAUAAAAUAUCAUUUAUUGUAACAGUCAGGCAGACUUAAUGAUCUUAGUAACUGACUUAAACGAUAAUUUGGUUUCAUAAUUGCAUAAGUUUAUAUGAAAUCCUUAUUGAAAUUCUUAAUUCUAUGUAGUAAUAAAAAUUGUUUUGCACUACAAACAAAUCUUAUCAUUACAAGAAUUUGAUACACUUUAUAAUAAUGCAAAAAGCAAUCUAUCAACCGAAAUGAAUUUAUGUCCUCUGUCUAUCCCUUAAGCAUUUAAUAAUUGUGAUGAAACUUGAUAAAGUUCUUGUUGAUAGUCUUGGGGAGGUACCUGUCAUAGUACCAUCAACUUACGACAUGCAGCGCAUCAGUAGAGGGUAUCCGGAAAUUAAUGGUUUCACAUAAGUUCUCAGAGAAGAGUAAGACUAAGUUUAGUGUUUAACAUGUUGAUUGUCAUGUAGGUCAUUGAUGCCUUACGCGGCGCACUGAAGUAAUUAUUGCGAUUUCUGUUACUAAGCGUCUGCAUUGCCUAACUUUGCCUCCUUUUGUUUUUAAUGUAUAGUUUAGUCUUUUAGAUCUCUUAGAAAUAGAUUCAUUCUCAGUACGUCGGAUUCGUCUUUCCCAGAUUUUACUAGAAAUUCCGACGUCUUAUUGAGAUGAGAUGAGAGAAAUCGACAAAAAUAGUUCAUGACGCCACGUAGGGCACCGGUGACCUACAUGGCAGUCAAUGUGUUAAAUACGUUCUAAAGACAUCUAUGAUUAUACUAUUUUGGGCAGAUUCUAUUUUUUUUAAUGACAGAGUUUACUGGUGCCCUGAGGCCUUUCCAGUUCCACAAGGACAGUUGGGCGAGCAAGGGCUCAGCCAGAAGGGGAAGGGGAUCUAAUACACAACCCCACUGUCGUUCAUUGCGAGAUGUAGAGUACCUAUAGAGAGUUGGAAUGUUUUAAUCAUACCUAUA